AUAAAAUUGAUUAUUUGUUCAAAUAUGCAGGCCUCGGCGUGGCACUGCCGAGCUCGUCUACCAGAUCGAUCGGAGUCUCUUUCCUUGUGUCCGUACGAAGAUUCGAGCGCGCGCGAGAGCUUCUUCUUCUCAAUCACGACCGUUUAUCUCUUCAAAUCACUCUGAAUACACAAUUGAUAUCUACCAAAUGGGAAAACCCAAUCCUGAUGAAAAGAUUCUCAGCUACAAUGAUGUUGUACUCAGACGAUCAGACUUGGAUAUCCUCAGUGGCCCGUAUUUUCUCAAUGAUCGACUCAUCGAGUUUUAUUUCAGUUACCUGUCAUCAUGCUCUGAGGAGAUAUUACUCAUUCCACCUUCAAUUGCAUUCUGGAUGAUGAAUGCAGUUGGUCAAGGCCUCCACGAGUUCCUGGUACCUCUUAAUUUGCCUGAUAAAAAACUGGUAAUCUUUCCAGUCAAUGACAAUGAGGAUGUGAGUGAAGCUGGAGGUGGAUCUCACUGGAGCCUACUUGCAUUUGAGAGAGAUUCUAACGUCUUUGUUCAUCAUGAUAGCAAUGGAGGGAUGAAUAGAAGGCACGCUAAAAAACUGUAUGAUGCGGUUGUUGACUUCAUGAGUGUCUCCAGUUCAGCAACUAAGCCCACUUAUCAAGAGUGUAGUGAUUCACCGCAACAAGUAAACGGUUAUGAUUGUGGCUUGUAUGUGUUGGCUAUUGCAAGGGUUAUAUGCAGCUGGUACGGAAGUAAAGACAAAGGUGAGCAGACUUUGUGGUUCCAUGCUGUGCGCGAGCAGGUCACUCCAUCUGUUGUUGCUGCAAUGCGAAACGAAAUCCUGGAGCUGAUAAGAGGUCUCAUGCCCGUGAAGUGAAGUUUGCCUACAAAGUGAGAGUCGAUGAAGGGGAGAGCGAAAUCUUAUCCACAAACAAAGUUUAGCAUUUUGUUUUUGGUUAAAACAAAGUUUAGCUUUCACUGUCUCUGGUACUUGACAUAUACAGAAUCAUGGAUCGUUCUGCUUGCUACAAAUGAUAUUAUCUGCACGAACGAAAGGUUGUAGGCUAAACUAAUAAUAUUGUGGUUCAAAUUUACCUUCAACGAGAAUCUAACUUCAGCUCUCACUUACAAGUGAGGAGGAAAUUCAUUUUCUAAUUAAUUGUAUAUGAAAGUA
Molecule: messenger RNA, 1159 nt
Organism: Malus domestica (apple)
Lineage: Eukaryota; Viridiplantae; Streptophyta; Magnoliopsida; Rosales; Rosaceae
Product: NEDD8-specific protease 1
Biological process (GO): protein deneddylation; proteolysis
Molecular function (GO): deNEDDylase activity; cysteine-type peptidase activity
Source: RefSeq, a predicted model, not a curated record